AUGGGAGAUAACUGCAGAACUUGCUUAAUUCUUGUCGAUGAAAACAAUGCUAUUUCCGUGAAUCAGUACGCUGAAAAGUUAAGUUCUCGUCGCAUUCAAAUAAGCGAUAUUAUAGAGCAGUGUGUAUCAGAAUUGGAUUUGGAAAUCUCCAACGCUCCGGUAAUAUGCAAUCCUUGUUACGACUCGUUGAUAAACAUCUACACUUUUAAAUUAAAAUGCAUUCGAACCGAGGAGAAGAUUUAUGCUUACAUGGAGGAAAACAAUGUUAGGCUGGGAGAAGGUAAGAUAGACCUGUCGAAAGUAAUGGGAAGUAGAAACUCCGAAGUUGAGGAAACUGUAAUUAUAUCGGAUUCCGAGUCCGUGCAAGAAAUAAGCGGAUGCGAAAAUGAGGAUGCAUCCGUUACCCGAAUAGAUAACGUCGUUAAAAAUUGCUUCGACGUGGGAGAAAGAGACCAACGAACUGAUAAAGAAAGCUCUUCUACGCCUGUCGCUUUUCUGGGUGAAUCGUACUCCUGCGCUAAAUGCCCGUAUAAAACUUACAGAAAGGAUUUGCUAGAGAGACACCUCCAAUACAACUGUAAGCACCCCGGAUGCCAUGCGUGUAUAUAUGAAAGCGCCCGAAAGUGCCAUAUGCCUAGGCACAUGUUCAAGCACAGAUGCAACAAGGCCAAGGGGUAUUUCUGCGGACUUUGCAACAAAUUUAUCACGGAGAAGCGUAAUUUGAGGUUACAUAUUCUGUACAAACAUUCCAGUUUUACGCUACCAUACAAAUGUACAAUAGGAGGUUGCGAUGAUACGUUCGAAAGAAAAUCUGAGUUCAAUAACCACAUCGUCACACACGUUAGUUACAAACCCUUCAUUUGUCAACUGUGUAAGAAAGGGUUUUUUAAUGAAACGCAAUGGGACAAACAUUUGGAAGAGGAUCACAAACUCUGUUAGUUUGGAGGAUAAGAGACUUGAAAUAAUCUUGGAGUUUCCCAAGGAAUUAUUGUUUAUUUCGUUCAAUUACACGAGAAAAAU
This is a messenger RNA of Anoplophora glabripennis (Asian longhorned beetle), 1020 nucleotides long. Its product is annotated as zinc finger protein 425-like. The transcript is spliced from 4 exons. Gene Ontology annotation, cellular component: nucleus. The record is from RefSeq and is a predicted model, not a curated record. Gene Ontology annotation, biological process: regulation of transcription by RNA polymerase II. Lineage: Eukaryota; Metazoa; Arthropoda; Insecta; Coleoptera; Cerambycidae. Bases 1 to 939 code for a protein of 312 amino acids. Gene Ontology annotation, molecular function: RNA polymerase II transcription regulatory region sequence-specific DNA binding; DNA-binding transcription factor activity, RNA polymerase II-specific; zinc ion binding.